UAUUUCUCAUUCUUCUCUUCCCAAAUUUUCUCUAUUCACAACAAUCUUUCUAAAUUUGCAAAAAAAAAAAACAACUUCCUCAAUUUAGCUCAAAGACACAAUUUUUAUAACACCCAUAAAAAUCAAGAAAUGGCAACUCCUUCAGUUAAUACAAUUUCAAUGCUUGAUUCCAACAUGGAAGUUGAUAAACUCACAUACGAAAUCUUCUCAAUUCUUGAAAACAAAUUCCUCUUUGGUUAUGAUGACACAAAAAACACCGUCACCAAAAAAGAGACCAAUUUAUCAACUCCGUUCACUGAAAACAAAAAAGUCAACACUGGAAAAGUCAGAAUUCUCUCAAUUGAUGCUAGUGGGUCAACUGAUGGUGUCUUAGCAGCAAAAUCUUUGACUCAUUUGGAAACUACCCUUCGUCAAAAAACAGGAAAACCAGAUGCCCAUAUUGCUGAUUUUUUCGAUGUUGUUGCCGGUUCCGGUACCGGUGGUAUACUUGCCGGACUUUUAUUUACACGUGGCAAUGAUGGGGUUCCUUUGUUUACUACAAAACAAGCUUUAGAAUUUAUAGUUGAGAAUGGUCGGAAAAUUUCCCGGAGUUCCAAGACUGGUAUUUUCCGACAUGUUUACCGACCAACAAAAGUGUUUAAGAAAGUGUUUGGUGAUUUAACGUUAAAAGAUACGUUAAAAGCUGUUUUAAUCCCAUGUUAUGAUCUUAAAACGGGUGCACCUUUUGUUUUUUCACGUGCUGAUGCAUGGGAAAUGGACGGUUGUGAUUUUACGUUGGCGGAUGUAUGUGGUGCUACGAUGGCUGAUCGUGCGGUUGAUUUGCAGUCUGUUGAUGGUCGUACUAAGAUCACAGCCGUUGGUGGUGGAAUUGCUAUGACUAAUCCAACGGCUGCUGCGGUUACACAUGUUCUUAAUAAUAAACAAGAGUUUCCAUUUGCUAAUGGAGUUGAAGAUUUAUUGGUUGUUUCUUUGGGAAAUGGUGACUCGGAUUCCGGUACCGGAAACAUGACGUCAUCACCGGCGACAUUUGUUAAGAUUGCCGGAGAUGGAACUGCCGACAUGGUUGAUCAAGCUGUAUCAAUGGCAUUUGGACAAACAAGGAACAAUAACUAUGUAAGAAUUCAAGGAAAUGGUAUUGUUGGGAAAAAAUACCAAAUGAUUAAAGAGGAAAACAAGAACAAAAGUGAAAGAAUGAAGAAAAUGGUGGUAAUUGCUGAGGAGAUGUUAGGUCAAAAGAAUGUUGAAUGUGUGCUAUUUCAAGGGAAGAAACUGGUUGAGAAUUCAAAUUUAGACAAGUUGAAGAUAGUUGCAAGUGAAUUGAUCAAAGAACAAGAAAGGAGAAAAACUAGCAUUUUGCCCCCUGUGGUUUUGAAACAUGCAUCCCCAUCCCCUAGGACAUCAUCGGCGACAACUUUGUCCUCCGUUUCGUCGUGCUAACUUAGAAGAAUCAGCAAGUAUCAGGUGAAAUAGUUGAGGUGUGUGCAAACUGGUCUAAAAAAGAAAAAGACUGGUAAUUAUUAGGAUAGGCAAUCGCGAGUAGAGUUUAGUUGAGUCGAGUUUGAGUUGAGCUAAAGUAGACUUGAAAUAUGGAGGUGAAGCCACUCGUGAUUAACUAAGGCGUUUGAGUUUGAUCGAGCUGAGCUGCUAAAAUAGCCCAACAAUUUAUUUUUGGUUUCUCCUCUUUGAUUUUUUUUUUUUAAUUUUGUUGUUUCAAUUCUUGGAUUGAUUUGUAGUUGCAAUCUAUAUUUAGGAAUGAAUCAAUGUUUAUAUGUAUAUGGUUUCAGUAAUAUGAAUGGAUUGCUCAUUAGAGACA
Molecule: messenger RNA, 1813 nt
Organism: Lycium barbarum (goji berry)
Lineage: Eukaryota; Viridiplantae; Streptophyta; Magnoliopsida; Solanales; Solanaceae
Product: patatin-like protein 3
Exons: 2
Coding region: 130-1437 (435 amino acids)
Biological process (GO): lipid metabolic process
Source: RefSeq, a predicted model, not a curated record